This is a messenger RNA of Encephalitozoon hellem ATCC 50504, 570 nucleotides long. RefSeq lists its product as uncharacterized. The transcript has a single exon. The coding region runs from base 1 to 570 and encodes 189 amino acids. Lineage: Eukaryota; Fungi; Microsporidia; Unikaryonidae. The record is from RefSeq and is a predicted model, not a curated record.
AUGUCUGAAGAAGGCCUUGAGCAAAAGAAGCUAGAAGGCUUUGAGGAGAAUGGCUCUAAUGAGAGCGCAGGGUCUAAAGAAGACACCAAGAACGCCAAGAAAAGAAUGCUUUCGAUCAACGACGAGAACAAAAACGGGUCUAAGCAGAUUAAAAUGAAUCCGUACUACAAGAAGGAUGUUGAGAUUUCUACGAUCCAGGAUGCUUCUGAGAAAGACAGCAAAAACAAUAUGUUGAAGCAGGCUAUACACAAGAGAGAUCUAUCAUACAUCAAUGAGUUUUUGGUAAGAAAGGACAGGGCGUCGAUGCUAAAGACAUUGUCUUGCGACGAUAAGGAGGUGUUGGGAGAGAUGCUUCUUGAAUUCGUGGACCAACCCGUACGGAGUGAGGCAUUGGAGAUGAUGAGAGAGAUUGUCACAAGCAUAAGAGAUGUUGGGGUGUUCAUUGAUAGGCUGAAAGAAAGAGCUGUUGACUUUUCGAAGCUGAUUUAUUUGAAAGGCAAGAUCGACUACUUGAGAUUUACGAUUGGAGGCCAAGAGGAGAAGGAGCCUGAGAUGUCUGUCAGGGGAUGA